Molecule: messenger RNA, 8502 nt
Organism: Alosa sapidissima (American shad)
Lineage: Eukaryota; Metazoa; Chordata; Actinopteri; Clupeiformes; Clupeidae
Gene: cnot1
Product: CCR4-NOT transcription complex, subunit 1
Exons: 50
Coding region: 441-7673 (2410 amino acids)
Biological process (GO): nuclear-transcribed mRNA catabolic process, deadenylation-dependent decay
Cellular component (GO): P-body; CCR4-NOT core complex
Molecular function (GO): molecular adaptor activity
Source: RefSeq, a predicted model, not a curated record
UUAAUGUGGUCAGGCUUGCAGUUAUACAUGGGCGCCGUUUGCACGCCACAUUGCUAUUUUCCGGGUGCAUCACUCGAUUUACUGCGGUGUCGCGAGCGCGGGGUCGAGCCGCAUAGGGUACGCGCGCAAGUUGACAGUCGCCAUUUUAUUUUGAAAAUCAAACUGCAUCAGGGAGAAAGCGACCUUUUAAUUGUGAAUAUUGUGUGGUGAAAAGAAAGAAAAUGGUCAUCAGCACAUAAUUCCUGUAAGCGAGAUGUCACAUUUCCAGUUGCCCUGAGGGACACUGCCUUGCAUCGAUACACUUAGAAGAUACGUUUAUUUGGAAACAAAACAUUUCUUCAGGGGGGGGGGAGCAAAAGUAACCUAUCACUGCAGUGACUAAAGGGGAAUAAUGGUGAUUUUGCGCCGGGCUCGGCCGCCUGCUUCCGCCCCAACCAGCAAUGAAUCUUGACUCGCUCUCGCUGGCUUUGUCUCAAAUCAGCUACCUGGUGGACAAUUUAACUAAGAAAAACUACAGAGCCAGCCAGCAGGAAAUACAACAUAUUGUGAAUCGUCACGGCCCUGAGGCAGACAGGCAUCUACUACGCUGUCUCUUCUCGCAUGUCGAUUUCAGUGGCGAUGGUAAAAGUAGUGGCAAAGACUUCCACCAGACACAGUUUUUGAUCCAGGAGUGUGUGUGUCUGAUCACAAAGCCAAACUUUAUUUCAACACUCUGUUACGCCAUUGACAAUCCCCUGCACUAUCAGAAGAGCUUAAAACCAUCACCCCAUUUGUUUACUCAGUUGAGUAAAGUCCUCAAACUUACAAAGGUUCAGGAGGUUAUAUUUGGCCUCGCUCUCCUUAACUCCAGCAGCUCAGACCUCCGAGGCUUUGCUGCCCAGUUUGUGAAGCAGAAGCUUCCAGACCUCCUUCGCUCAUACGUAGACGCCGACCUUGGGGGCAACCAGGAAGGUGGCUUCCAGGACAUAGCAAUAGAGGUUCUGCACCUGCUUCUUUCCCAUCUUCUGUUCGGGCAGAAGGGCUUUAGUGGGGUUGGACAAGAGCAAAUCGACGUAUUUCUCAAAACACUGUGCAGAGAUUUUCCGCAGGAGCGCUGUCCUGUGGUGCUCGCACCACUUCUGUACCCUGAGAAACGGGACAUUCUCAUGGAUAGGAUCUUGCCAGACUCUGGAGAGUUAACCAAGACCAUGAUGGAAAGUUCGCUUGCUGAGUUUAUGCAGGAAGUUGGUUAUGGCUUCUGUGCAAGUGUCGAUGAAUGCCGAAACAUUAUCCUGCAAUAUGGAGUGAGGGAGGUCACUGCAAGUCAGGUGGCCAGAGUGCUGGGCAUGAUGGCCCGCACACACUCUGGUCUAUCUGAUGGGAUUCCUCUACAGUCCAUUUCCACACCUGGUAGUGGCAUAUGGAGCGAUGGGAAGGACAAGAGCGACGGCUCUCAGGCUCACACUUGGAAUGUUGAAGUUCUGAUAGAUGUUGUCAAGGAAGUUAAUCCUAAUUUGAACUUCAAAGAGGUGACGUAUGAGCUGGACCACCCUGGGUUUAUGAUCCGGGACAGCAAGGGAUUACAGAUUGUGGUCUAUGGGAUUCAGAGGGGACUUGGCAUGGAGGUCUUCCCUGUGGAUCUCAUUUAUAGACCCUGGAAGCAUGCAGAAGGGCAGUUGUCAUUCAUCCAGCACUCCUUGAUGAAUCCUGAUGUGUUCUGCUUUGCUGAUUAUCCCUGUCACACCGUCGCCAUUGACAUCUUGAAGGCUCCCCCUGAAGACGAUAACCGGGAGAUAGCUACCUGGAAAAGUCUGGACCUGGUGGAGAGUCUCCUGCGACUGUCUGAGGUGGGCCAGUAUGACCAGGUGAAGCAGCUCUUCAGCUUUCCCAUCAAGCACUGCCCAGACAUGCUGGUGCUUGCCCUGCUGCAGAUCAGCACGUCCUGGCACACGCUGCGGCAUGAGCUCAUCUCCACCCUCAUGCCCAUCUUCCUGGGAAACCAUCCCAACUCUGCCAUCAUCCUGCACUAUGCCUGGCAUGGACAGGGCCAGUCCCCUUCUAUCCGCCAGCUCAUCAUGCACUCAAUGGCAGAGUGGUACAUGAGAGGGGAGCAGUAUGACCAAGCCAAGCUUUCACGCAUAUUAGAUGUGGCUCAGGACUUAAAGUCUCUCUCCAUGCUGCUAAAUGGUACUCCAUUUGCCUUUGUAAUUGACCUUGCUGCACUUGCCUCUCGCCGUGAAUACCUCAAACUUGACAAAUGGCUGACCGAUAAAAUCCGAGAGCACGGGGAGCCCUUCAUCCAAGCCUGUGUGACAUUUCUAAAGAGACGCUGCCCCUCCAUCAUGGGGGGUCUAGCACCUGACAAGGACCAGCCCAAAAGUGCUCAGCUUCCUCCUGAAACACUGGCUACCAUGUUGGCGUGUCUGCAGUCUUGUGCUGGCAGUGUGUCCCAGGAGCUUUCUGAAACCAUUCUGACCAUGGUGGCUAACUGUAGUAAUGUAAUGAACAAAGCACGCCAGCCACCACCCGGAGUUAUGCCAAAGGGCCGCGCUCCAAGCACCAGCAGUCUAGAUGCCAUCUCUCCAGUCCAGAAUAUAGAAAUUUCCAUGACCGGCCUGAAUCUGGGCCCAUCAGCCACCUCCCACACCCCGAGCAUGCCAGGCUUCCCCACCCCACUGGGGGGCUCUGCUUUCAGCAACCCCCAGUCUCCAGCCAAGGGCUUUCCUUCUCUCAACCCAAACCCCAGUGCCACUUUUGGAAUAGGUGGUCUCUCCACACAACAACUUCCAGCUCCACUUGGUAUUGGCUCUACACUUGGGAUGCCAGCAGUCAACAGUGACCCAUUUGGCACUAGGAAGAGCACCCCGGGUCUGAACCCACCCACCUUUCAACAGACUGACCUAUCUCAGGUUUGGCCUGAGGCUAACCAGCACUUUAGUAAGGAAAUUGAUGAUGAGGCCAACAGCUACUUCCAGCGCAUCUAUAACCAUCCCCCACACCCCACCAUGUCUGUUGAUGAGGUGUUGGAGAUGCUGCAGAGGUUUAAGGACUCCAGUAUCAAACGUGAGCGUGAAGUGUUCAACUGUAUGCUGAGGAACCUGUUUGAGGAGUAUCGCUUCUUCCCACAGUACCCAGACAAAGAGUUGCACAUCACAGCUUGUCUGUUUGGGGGCAUCAUUGAGAAGGGCCUAGUCACAUACAUGGCUCUGGGGCUGGCACUGAGAUAUGUUCUUGAAGCCUUAAGAAAACCCUUUGGAUCCAAAAUGUAUUACUUUGGGAUUGCUGCACUAGAUAGGUUUAAAAAUAGGCUAAAGGAUUAUCCACAGUAUUGUCAGCACUUGGCAUCCAUAGCUCAUUUUCUCCAAUUCCCCCAUCAUUUACAAGAGUGUGUGCAGUAUAUCGAGUAUGGACAGCAGUCACGGGACCCCCCUGUGAAGAUGCAGGGCACCAUCACCACACCAGGCAGUGUAGCGCUGGCUCAGGCCCAGUCCCAGGCCCCCAAAGCACCUCAGGCUGGGCAGGCCAGCACCCUUGUCACCACUGCUACCACCACCACCACCGCUGCCAAAACCACCACCAUCACCAGGCCCACUGCUGUCAACUUUAAGAAAGAUGUGCCACCCUCUAUAAAUACAACAAACAUUGACACACUGCUGGUGGCCACUGAUCAAACAGAGAGGAUUGUAGAGCCACCUGAGAAUGUGCAAGAGAAAAUUGCCUUCAUCUUCAACAACCUCUCUCAAUCCAACAUGUCCCAAAAGGUUGAGGAGCUAAAGGAGACCGUAAAGGAGGAGUUCAUGCCCUGGGUAUCUCAGUACCUAGUCAUGAAGAGGGUCAGCAUUGAGCCAAAUUUCCACAGCUUGUAUUCUAACUUCCUGGAUACACUGAAGAACCCAGAGUUUGUGAAGAUGGUUCUGAAUGAGACUUACCGGAACAUCAAGGUCCUUCUUACCUCUGACAAGGCAGCUGCUAACUUUUCUGAUCGCUCCCUGCUGAAGAACUUGGGACACUGGCUGGGGAUGAUUACUCUUGCAAAAAACAAGCCCAUCUUAUAUCAGGAUCUGGAAUUGAAAUCACUACUGCUUGAGGCCUAUGUCAAAGGCCAGCAGGAGCUGCUGUAUGUGGUACCAUUUGUUGCCAAAGUCCUUGAGUCCAGCCUCCGCAGCGUGGUCUUCAGACCCCUGAAUCCUUGGACAAUGGCCAUUAUGAAUGUACUGGCAGAGCUGCAUCAGGAACACGACUUAAAGUUGAACCUGAAGUUUGAAAUUGAGGUUCUGUGUAAGAACUUGUCACUGGACAUCAACGACCUGAAGCCGGGGAACCUGCUGAAGGACAAGGACACACUGAAAAACCUGGAGGAGCAGCUGUCUGCACCAAAGAAGGAGACCAAGCCGCCCGAAGAGAUGUUGCCUGUAGGAGGUACUACAGAAUCUCUUCUGUUUGCAGCUGCUCCCUCAGCUCCGGCCACUACCACAGCCUGCACCGCUACCGGUCCCCCCACGCCUCAGUUUAGCUACCAUGACAUCAAUGUGUACGCCCUAGCAGGGCUGGCCCCGCACAUAAACAUCAACAUCAAUAUCCCCCUGUUGCAGGCCCACCCUCAGCUGAAGCAGUGUGUGCGGCAGUCCAUCGAGCGCGCUGUGCAGGAGCUGGUGCACCCUGUGGUGGACCGCUCCAUUAAGAUCGCCAUGACCACCUGCGAGCAGAUCGUCAGGAAGGACUUUGCACUGGACUCGGAGGAGUCCCGCAUGCGGGUGGCUGCCCAUCACAUGAUGCGCAACCUGACCGCCGGCAUGGCUAUGAUCACCUGUAGAGAGCCACUCCUCAUGAGCAUCGCCACCAACCUCAAGAACAGCUUUGCUGCAGCACUUAGGGCUCCCACCCCUCAGCAGAGAGAGAUGAUGGAGGAGGCGGCCGCUCGCAUUGCCCAGGACAACUGCGAGCUGGCUUGUUGCUUCAUUCAGAAGACAGCCGUGGAGAAGGCCGGUCCCGAGAUGGACAAACGGCUGGCCACAGAGUUUGAAUUAAGGAAGCAUGCCCGCCAGGAGGGCCGGCGCUACUGCGACCCCGUGGUGCUCACCUACCAGGCCGAGCGCAUGCCCGAGCAGAUCAGACUGAAGGUGGGUGGUGUGGACCCAAAGCAGCUGGCUGUUUAUGAGGAGUUUGCCCGAAAUGUCCCUGGCUUCCUCCCAAGCAAUGAUCUGUCUCAGCCCACAGGAUUCCUGGCCCAACCAAUGAAGCGUCCCCAGGCGGAAAACCAACCUUGCAACAUUGAGGCUACCGUCCCGGAAAGAGAACAGCAGGCAUGGGCCACUGAUGACGUGGCUCAGAUCUAUGACAAGUGCAUUGCAGAUCUGGAGCAGCACUUGCAUGCCAUCCCCCCAGCCCUGGCCAUGAACCCACAGACCCAGGCUCUGCGCAGCCUGCUGGAGGGCGUGGUGCUCGCACGCAACUCCCGUGACGGCAUCGCCGCCCUGGGCCUGCUCCAGAAGGCUGUGGAGGGCUUGCUGGAUGCCACCAGUGGUGCAGAUCCAGACCUGCUCCUGCGCUACAGAGAAUGCCACCUGCUGGUGCUCAAAGCACUCCAGGAUGGACGGGCCUACGGACCACAGUGGUGCAACAAGCAGAUCACCAGAUGCCUGAUUGAAUGCCGUGACGAGUACAAAUACAAUGUGGAGGCAGUGGAGCUGCUGAUCAGGAAUCACCUGGUGAACAUGCAGCAGUAUGACCUGCAUCUGGCACAGUCGAUGGAGAACGGGCUGCAUUACAUGGCAGUGGCAUUCGCCAUGCAGCUGGUCAAGUUGCUGCUCGUAGAUGAGCGCAGCGUGAGCCACAUCACAGAGGCCGACCUCUUUCACACCAUCGAGACCCUGAUGAGGACCAGCGCCCACUCCAGAGCUAAUGCCCCAGAAGGGCUGCCCCAGCUGAUGGAUGUGGUCCGCUCCAACUAUGAAGCCAUGAUUGACCGUGCUCAUGGCGGUCCCAACUUCAUGAUGCACUCUGGGAUCUCCCAGGCAUCUGAGUACGAUGACCCUCCAGGCCUCCGAGAGAAGGCCGAGUACCUGCUGAGGGAGUGGGUCAACCUGUACCAUUCUGCAGCCGCCGGCCGGGACAGUACCAAAGCCUUCUCUGCUUUUGUGGGCCAGAUGCACCAGCAGGGCAUUCUCAAGACGGAUGACUUGAUCACGCGCUUCUUCCGUCUCUGCACUGAGAUGUGUGUGGAGAUCAGCUACCGGGCGCAAGCAGAGCAGCAGCACAACCCUGCUGCCAGCGCAGCCAUCAUCAGAGCCAAAUGCUACCACAACCUGGAUGCCUUUGUGCGCCUCAUCGCUCUUCUGGUCAAACACUCUGGAGAGGCCACCAACACGGUCACCAAGAUCAACCUGCUCAACAAAGUGCUCGGCAUUGUGGUCGGUGUUCUGAUCCAGGACCAUGAUGUGAGACAGACGGAGUUCCAGCAGCUGCCUUACCACCGCAUCUUCAUCAUGCUGCUGCUGGAGCUCAACGCCCCUGAGCACGUCCUGGAGACCAUCAACUUCCAGACCCUCACUGCCUUCUGCAAUACCUUUCACAUCUUGAGGCCUACAAAAGCCCCUGGCUUUGUCUACGCAUGGCUGGAGCUGAUUUCUCACAGAAUCUUCAUUGCCAGAAUGCUAGCACACACCCCACAGCAGAAGGGUUGGCCUAUGUAUGCCCAGCUGCUCAUUGAUCUGUUCAAGUACUUAGCCCCCUUCCUGAGGAAUGUCGAGCUCAACAAACCUAUGCAAAUCCUGUACAAGGGCACUCUCCGUGUGCUUCUGGUCCUGCUCCAUGAUUUCCCAGAAUUCCUGUGUGACUACCAUUAUGGCUUCUGUGACGUCAUCCCUCCCAACUGCAUCCAGCUGCGAAACCUGAUCCUGAGUGCCUUCCCUCGCAACAUGAGACUUCCAGACCCCUUCACCCCCAAUCUGAAGGUGGACAUGUUGAGUGAAAUUAACAUUGCUCCACGCAUCCUCACUAACUUUACUGGAGUGAUGCCCUCCCAAUUUAAGAAGGAUCUGGACUCCUACCUGAAGACGCGCUCUCCUGUCACCUUCCUCUCUGAGCUGCGCAGCAACCUGCAGGUAGGGGGCGCCACUCUGGGUCCCUGGAAGCACUUACAGCAAAGCGACACAUCCUUAGACCAGGUGUCCAAUGAGCCUGGCAAUCGCUACAAUAUUCAGCUGAUCAAUGCGCUGGUGUUGUAUGUGGGCACUCAGGCCAUCGCUCACAUUCACAACAAGGGCAGCACCCCCUCUAUGAGCACCAUCACACACUCUGCACACAUGGACAUCUUCCAGAACCUUGCUGUGGACCUGGACACUGAGGGCCGCUAUCUGUUCCUGAACGCAAUAGCCAACCAGCUCCGCUACCCGAACAGCCACACACAUUACUUCAGCUGCACCAUGCUUUACUUGUUUGCUGAAGCUAACACAGAGGCUAUUCAGGAGCAAAUCACCAGGGUCCUGCUGGAGAGGCUGAUUGUGAACAGGCCGCAUCCAUGGGGAUUGCUCAUCACCUUCAUUGAGCUCAUCAAGAACCCGGCCUUUAAGUUCUGGAGCCACGACUUUGUCCACUGCGCUCCAGAGAUCGAGAAGUUGUUCCAGUCGGUGGCUCAGUGCUGUAUGGGGCAGAAGCAGGCCCAGCAGGUGAUGGAGGGCACAGGGGCCAGCUAGGCUGUACAGCCACCAUCUCUGAGGUCGAAGAGAACCAACCCCAACCCACUAACUCUCACACUGAUGCCGUCAUCAUCACUGUCAGCACUGAAUUAAACUGGGACUUUUUUUUUUCUCCCUCUUCCCCCAUUUAGAUCAAAGGUUUUUUUGUUUGUUUUUUUGGACAGAAAAAAAAAACGAAAGUUUCUUUUAUUUAUGUCAUGAGGACAUGCUGUUAAAUAAAGUUUUGAAGCCACAUUGUAAAUAUUAAAAGGGACUACGAAGGAUGAUUUUUGCCCAAGCCAUCUGAUAGACUUUAAUUUUUACAUGACAGAGAAAACAUCAGCAUGCACCAAUACAAUAUUGACUUUCUCCCAGACCCCCAACCAUUGAUUUUAGGUUUUUGUCUUCAAGACUGAUUUGUUUUUGUUUUGAAACUUUAUGGUGGUACUUUAUGAAAGCUGCCUAAUUUCUGUUUGGUUAUUGUUCUUGGAGAGCAGGCAGUGUAGAGAUCUCAACGAAGCUGGACAGGUGUGAUUUUAGAGUGCUGGAUUGGGGUAAAGGUAGCACCGUUUUAAAAUGCGGGAAUUAUAGGUUCUCCCAGGCACGUGUAAAAUUGUGGAAUACUCAGAAAUUUGAUGGUAAUUUGAAUCUUGAAUUUGUACAAAGAUCCAAAUUGCUGAACAAAAGAUGGACCAAUACAGCCCAUUUUGUAAGGAUUUUGAAUGUUUUGUAAAUGUAUUGGUCCGAGUGUUGUAUUUUGUAGUACUUUAUAGUUGCCUUUAGUUCUUGCUACUUAUUUCCUGUAUGUAUGCAUUCUGUAGUUAACGCAUUAAACACUUGAACUGCA